Choloepus didactylus (southern two-toed sloth) is the source of this 1084-nucleotide messenger RNA. RefSeq lists its product as uncharacterized. The coding region runs from base 1 to 660 and encodes 219 amino acids. Lineage: Eukaryota; Metazoa; Chordata; Mammalia; Pilosa; Megalonychidae. The record is from RefSeq and is a predicted model, not a curated record. The transcript is spliced from 4 exons.
AUGUUGAGAAUAAAAACUCAAGAACAGAGGGAUGAAGGUGAAGGAAAGUCUGAAAAAAGGAAUCCAGGAAAAAAAAAGAAAGGUGACAAGGCCUCGAAAUCCCAGGAAAGUGGAUUGAGAGUCAGGACAAUUCUACUAUCCCUGCCCGUGGAUGGACCACUCGAAGCAAGGCUGUUGAGUAACCUGAGCUCACCAGACCAUGAUGUGACGCCCCUUCUGCCCCUAAAGUGCGAGAGAGGCCUGGGCGCCGGGACUCCCGCCUCGCCGUGGGGCCGGCGCCCGCGCAGCCGCAAGCCCGAAACCCCGAAACCCCGCGAGGCGCCCCCUCGGGCCCUUAGGUCCGUUUGGUCGGCGGAGACAUGGGAUUCUGAAGGAGACCUAAAAGCUUCGGAAGAGCGCAGAUCUAUUGAUGAGGAAGCGGCCCUUCAGUCUCCUGAGGUUCUUGGAUAUCACAGGCAUCUGCUGCAAUAUCCCCACUCUCUAGAAGGGCAAACCUGGGUACUGAAGAGUACAAGAAGAGAACACCAGGCAGGAGGCUGUGAGUCAAAUUGUAAAGAGAGUCAAGACAACAUCCUCAUAGUCCCUCUAAUGGUCUCGUCUCACUCUGCUCUGGAGGACAGUGGCUUCCAUCACCACCAUCCACAACCUCAUCUACCAUGAAGCUACAUCCACUCCCAGCCUGACUGGCCAUCAGAUGCUAAGUGAGUUGUCUCCAUCCUUCACCACUCAAAAGAAAAGUCCUUGGAAUUUUGGCACAUAUCCUUUGAAAGUUGUGGUUCUGGUUUGCUAAAGCUGCUGGAAUGCAAAAUACUGGAAAUGGAUUGGCUUUUAUAAAGGGGGUUUAUUUAGUUACAAAGCUAUAGUCAUAAGGCCAUAAAAGCAUCCAAACAAAGGCAUCAACAAUAGGGUACCUUCACUGAAGAACACCCAUGGCAUCAAAAUCCUGUUAGCUUAGAAGGCACGUGGAUGGUGUCUGCUUGCUCCUAGGUUGUGUUUCAAAAUGGCGUUCUCCAAAAUGUCUCUAGGCUUGGCUUCUCAGGGCAAACUCUGGGCCAGUAUCUACAAAGUGUCAGCAAAAGUCUGC